UUAAGGCGAGGGUGGUGCGAAGGGGGCCUUAGUGCAUUUAGGACAUAAAAUGUUGCACCAACUUUAUUUUUUUUAGGCAGUGCAUAACUGGUUUUUUUUCUUCAAUUUCCAAAGUACUAUGAAUCACAAGUGUUAAUUAAAAUAUACAUGUAAGUACACACAUAGAUUUUUUUAAAUUGUGCAUUUCAAUUUUCUAGAAUUUAAACUAAAAUAAAAAAAAGCACCACAAUAUUGUAAACAAAAUGUAUGAUCGUGCACCAAGGGUUUUGACCCAACCAACAACAGGAACAUCUUCUGAAGUUGGCCCUGGAAGCUAUGCACCUGAUUGCAAUGGUUUCAAUGCAAAGAAAAAGUCUGAUGGGUAUGCACCAUUUUUAUCUAUGGCAAUGCGAGAUUCCUUCCUUACUGUGAAAGAUAAUGUUGCUCUUGCACCAGGACCUGGAGUUUAUGAUCCAAAAAUCUACGAUCACAUCAAGGGAGCAUCAACACUUGCGAAUCGAUCACAUAGAUUUCAAGAAAAGCAUGACGAGACACCUGGACCAGGGGCAUACAAUUUAUCCAAACAAUCUGACUGGUUUAAAAACAAACAUCACAUGUCACAGUUUGUGUUUGAACCUAAACCUACUUAUAACAUAUCUUACCAACGUAAGUCUGCUCCUCCAUCUAUCCCAUCACCAGGACAAGCUUAUGGUUAUGAAGAAGAAGCAGAUGGUACUCUGCAAAAGCAGGCAGUUCCCUUUCAAGAUAAAACUCUGGGUCCUGCGUACUACAAAAUUAAUGAUGAAGAAACUGCAGCUGUUAAAAGGUAUCGUGGUAUUCACUUUGGGAAAAUGACCGCCAUCAGAGAUCUUUAUGUAAAAGCUGAAGAUACCCCUGGUCCAGGAGCAUAUAAUCCUUAUGAAGCGAAAUCUAAAGCUACCAUUGAUUAUAUAGUGGAAGAACAAAAAAAGAAAAGUGUGGAAGCAAAACUUCCUAGGUACCAUGAGAUUGUGACUAUAUUUGAGAACAAAAAGGCUGUGCCUGGACCUGGUCAUUACGAAAUUAAAAGUCAAUUUGAUCAGAAAUCAAUUUGUAGUGACGCAACCAUUAGGCCAUCAUUUGGUUCACAAGCAAAGAGGUUUCGUGAAUCUACUGAGCAGUCUCCUGCACCUGGAUCUUAUAACGAUCCUCGACACGCUCUUGACAAAUGCAAUCGAAUAUCAGGGUUAAAGAAAAGUCCAUUUGGUCAAACUGCCACUCGUUUUGCUAAAGAUCAUCACGUAACACGAACACCUGGUCCUGGUUCAUACAACUACAAUGAUUUAGCAACUGAUUUGCAAAGAAAGGCUUUGUUGUCGACUACAAGAAAAGGUGGUUUCGGGUCAACAUCUUGUCGUGCUGCACCAUUAAGCAGAAAAGAUGAGGAAUACCUACCAGGUCCAUCACAUUACGUUGUCAAGUCAGCACCUACGACUGUAUCGAGGAAGAAGCAUGCUGUAUUUGAAUCAACUACUGAUCGUCUAAGAUCGCCUACAAAAGAUAUUGCGCCACCUCCUGGAUCAUACGAAGUAGCAAGAUCGUACGAUAAAACACAAGGCAAAGUUUUGUUUGGAGGAAAAGCAUCCAAAUUUCACGGAAAGAAACUAAACGGUGGAUUUUUAUCAUCUACGAAAAGAUUUUCGCAAAUACGGAAUAUUAUUGGAAGGGACACCGACCCUGACAAUCCAGGUCCAGGCAAUUACAAUGUAAAAAACCCGGUUGUUCCGGGUUGUAAUCUGGUUACAAAACAACAAAGGUUUAAAGAUAUCAAAAGCGAUGUACCUGGGCCUGGAACUUAUCAGUUGAGUCCUUUACUACAACAUUCUGUAUUGAAGAGCACUUUUAAUACGACGUUAAACAAUCCAGUCGCACGAGCUUUGGAAAAUAUGUCGGAGAAAAAAGUCACAAUCGUUCCUUUUUCAGUAACUGCAUAAAUAAAUUAAAGAUUUGUUUUGUAUUGUAAAAAAAUGAAUAAUUUUUAUAUUGUAUAUAUAUGUAUAUAUUUACUGACAAAAUAUAUUUGCGUUUUUAAUUUUUCUCUCAAAAGUUAUGUUCUUGUUCCAGAUGGGAUCUUAAUUAUACCCUCCCUCACAUAGAAGGAGGUCCUCGCUGAUUACGACAACAUG
Molecule: messenger RNA, 2144 nt
Organism: Hydractinia symbiolongicarpus
Lineage: Eukaryota; Metazoa; Cnidaria; Hydrozoa; Anthoathecata; Hydractiniidae
Product: sperm-tail PG-rich repeat-containing protein 2-like
Exons: 17
Coding region: 243-1952 (569 amino acids)
Source: RefSeq, a predicted model, not a curated record